Messenger RNA from Neopsephotus bourkii (Bourke's parrot), 938 nucleotides. RefSeq names its product endothelium and lymphocyte associated ASCH domain 1 (gene EOLA1). Lineage: Eukaryota; Metazoa; Chordata; Aves; Psittaciformes; Psittacidae. The record is from RefSeq and is a predicted model, not a curated record.
CAGAGGAGGGUGAAGCAGCCUCCGCUUUUGUGGGAUAACCAACAAAACACGAAGGAAGGGAAUCAAUGGGUUCUGAUGCAAAGAGAACGAUGAAAUUUGGUUGCCUUUCCUUCCGACAGCCCUAUGCAGAAUUAGUUUAAGUCAAAACAGUGGAGACCCGUUGGCGUCCUUUGCUAGCAAAGUACAAGGGCUGCACCAUUGCUAUUCCUAUAGCUGUUAAAGACUGGGAAGAUGAAACAUGGGGAGCAGUUCUUUCAAAUAGGUUUGGUAUGACACCGCAACAAGUGCAAGACUUGUUGGAUAAAGGGGAAAGGUGUGGCAGAGGAGUUAUCGCAGGUGAGAUUGACGUUGGAGAGACAUAGUUAUGUCCAGAAAACUUGCCUCCUGAAGAGAUUCUGGAGCUGGAAAAGAAAGCUGUCCUCAAUAAUCUAGAACAGAAAUACUUGACUGUUGUUUUAAAUGCAAGAUGGCUUCUGGAACCAAUUCCUGCCAGAGGGGUACAAGGUGUGUGGCAGGUGGACAUCGCUGAGGAACUGAUCCCUGCAGAACUGUAGGUGUUGCCCCUUACUAUUAGUUUUCCUGCCUAAAUGCAAACUUAGAAUGAUAGAAUGUUUUGGGUUGGAAGGGACUUUGAAGAUCUUCUAGUUCCAACCCCCUGGGCAGAGGCACUUUCCACUAGACCAGGUAACUUGUAAUUCACAAGUCAGCAUCUUGAAUACCAGUGAGUUUAGGGUUCAAAACUAAUUGUUUGAAAUAGCAAAUACAUUUGAAGAACUGCCCUUUUGAGGCAGAAUAAACAAAAUGUAAUUUUUAUGACCAUCACUGGAAAUCAUUGAUGGUUUCCUAGAUUCUUCCUACAUAAGUAACUGCCAUUUUUUAAAGAUAUAUGGUUGAUGUAUUUUGUGUCAAUUUCAAAUGUAAAUACAACCAUAUUAUAU